CCCGCGCGCGCGCGUGCAGAGCGGAGCGACUCCCACAAUGCACUAGGGGGUGGCCCCGGCAAGCGCCUGCUCCGCUCCUCCCCUCCCCUCCCCUCCCUGCAGCGCCGGGAGGGGCCCGCGCGGUGGCGGCCCAGAUCCAGCCUGUGACAAUACCUGGGAAGAGUAUGAAUGUUUCAGAGAACUGGCUGUUCAAUGGUUCCUCAAUAGCAUCUCAAGUUCAUGCUGCUGCUAUUAAUGGAGAUAAGGGUGCCCUCCAAAAGCUAAUAGCAGGAAACCCUGAGCUGAAAGAUAAAGAAGACCAGUUUGGGAGGACUCCACUCAUGUACUGUGUGUUGGCUGACAGGUUAGAUUGUGCUGAGGCCUUGCUGAAGGCAGGAGUAGGUAUUAAUAAAGCUGAUCAUAGCCAGAGAACUGCUCUCCAUCUUGCUGCACAAAAGGGAAAUUAUCGCUUGAUGAAACUUUUACUUGCUCGUAGAGCAAACUGGAUGCAAAAGGAUUUAGAAGAAAUGACGCCUUUACAUUUAACUACCCGCCACAAGAGUCCCAAGUGCUUAGCUUUGUUACUAAAAUACAUGGCCCCAGGAGAAGUGGAUACGCAGGACAGAAACAAGCAAACUGCUCUGCACUGGAGUGCCUACUACAAUAACCCAGAGCAUGUGAAACUUCUCAUAAAACACGAUUCUAAUAUUGGAAUCCCUGAUAUUGAAGGCAAAAUCCCACUUCAUUGGGCAGCUAACCACAAGGAUCCCAGUGCAAUUCUAACAGUCAAAUGUAUUCUGGAUGCUGCUCCCACAGAAUCUUUAUUGAACUGGCAGGACUAUGAAGGACGAACCCCCCUUCAUUUUGCAGUUGCUGAUGGGAAUGUGGCAGUGGUUGAUGUCCUGACCUCUUAUGAUGGCUGCAAUGUGACAUCUUAUGACAACCUCUUUCGAACUCCUCUUCACUGGGCAGCUUUACUGGGCCAUGCACAGAUUGUCCAUCUCCUGUUAGAAAGAAAUAAGUUUGGAACAAUCCCAUCUGAUAGCCAAGGGGCAACACCCUUACAUUAUGCAGCACAGAGCAACUUUGCUGAAACAGUUGAAGUAUUUUUGAAACAUCCCUCAGUGAAAGAUGACUCAGAUCUUGAGGGAAGAACAUCCUUUAUGUGGGCAGCUGGGAAAGGCAGUGAUGAUGUCAUCAGGAUUAUGCUGAGUUUAAAAUUGGACAUUGAUAUCAAUAUGGCAGAUAAAUAUGCUGGCACAGCAUUACAUGCUGCUGCCCUCUCCGGCCAUGUCUGCACUGUGAAAUUGCUCUUAGAACAUAAUGCACAGGUAGAUGCAACUGAUGUAAUGAAGCAUACUCCACUUUUCCGAGCCUGCGAGAUGGGACACAAAGAAGUGAUACAGACCCUCAUUAAAGGGGGAGCCAGAGUAGAUUUGGUUGAUCAAGAUGGUCAUUCUCCCCUUCACUGGGCAGCUCUGGGUGGAAAUGCUGAUGUAUGUCAAAUUUUGAUAGAAAAUAAAAUCAACCCAAAUGUGCAGGAUUAUGCAGGUAGAACUCCCUUGCAGUGUGCUGCAUAUGGGGGCUAUAUUAACUGCAUGAUCGUGUUACUGGAAAAUAACGCAGAUCCAAAUAUUCAAGAUAAAGAGGGAAGGACUGCUUUACAUUGGCUGUGUAACAAUGGCUAUCUUGAUGCUAUAAAGUUGCUGCUGGGUUUUGAUGCUUUCCCUAAUCACAUGGAGAACAAUGAAGAGAGAUACACACCACUUGAUUAUGCUUUGCUUGGAGAACACCAUGAGGUGAUUCAGUUUAUGUUAGAACAUGGCGCUCUGUCUAUAGCUGCCAUACAGGACAUUGCUGCCUUCAAAAUCCAAGCUGUCUACAAAGGAUAUAAGGUUAGAAAGGCUUUCCAAGACAGAAAAAAUCUUCUAAUGAAGCAUGAACAGCUGAGAAAAGAUGCUGCUGCCAAGAAACGUGAAGAAGAAAAUAAGAGGAAAGAAGCAGAACUGCUGAAGGGAAUGCAGAACCUGGUACUCAAUAGGGUGCAAGUACAGCCACAUCCAGCAAAAAGAGAGAAGAGUAACAGAACUCCUAGCACUCCACAGCUGUCCAGUAAACAAAUGGAUGGGCAUAGUUGUAGGCUUCUCUGCAGUAGCAUUUCUGAAAACCAGGCAUGGAAAAACAAUAGAGGAUCACCUCCAACCUCUCAAAACAAAACACCAAAGGAAAAAUGUCUGUCUGCAGAACUACUGGGUGAAGAUCAGAAAAACCAAAAAGAAUUAUCUAGAAAACACACCAAAAGCAAGACAGCUUGUGUCCAUUUCCAUUGUGGUAAAGAAAAUGAUGGAGCCAAAGUUGAAGCUAACCAUCAAGUUGUGGCGGCUACAGAGUGGUAUGGUGAAAAGCACAAGGAGCAGACUGCAAGCGCGAAAGGCUUAGCACACGGCAACGAAAAGCACAUCCCUUGUUGUAACACAGCCAGUGCUGGGGAGAAAUUAGCAGAUCAAAGUCAUUCUAUAGCUGGCAACAGAAGCCAUUGUGAAGGAACAAUAGGGUGCUUGCAGAAUAUUAACUGCACUGAUGGAAACUCAAGGAAUUCAAGGCAGUGUGAAACUCUAUCAAAAGGCAAACCGCGCACGCUGAAAGCAAGAAAUAAAGAGUUAAACAGUGAGAGAUGUUCCCCAGCUGGCUCCAGUAGACCCGGCAGUGCAAAAAUGAGAUUUGUAAACAUCAGAAAUGACAGUUCACAUGCUGUAGUACAAAUUAACAAUGUGGCAAAUAAUGAAUUAGCAAACAAGACCUGCCCUUUACUGUCCAUCAAAGCAGGAACUACAAGACCUGUGCCAAGUGAUCCAGUAGCACACACUAUUUUUGAUGACAGUCUGAACUUGGAAAAAAUAGAUAUAACGGGGUCCAAGAAUGCAGAUGAUCAAUUAUGUUCCCAUCUCACAUGUCAGAGUAUGAAUAUUGAACUUAUCCCAUUAGAGAUCCGUAUGCAGAUAAUAGAAAAGGAAAGAACAAGAAAGGAGCUAUUUCGGAAGAAGAACUAUGCUGCUACUGUUAUUCAGAGGACAUGGAGAAGUUACCAGCUAAGACAGAAGUUGGUCCAGCUUUUUAGUGCUGAGCGGCAGUGCAAAGAAGAUGAAGACAAAUGGAAACAAGAGACAGCUGCUUUUUUCAUCCAGGUCGCUUGGAAGAAACAGCUGAACCAUGGCCCUCUGAAAUCAGUGUCUUCAUGUAAAAACCUAAAAUCUAUAAAUAAAAGCAACUCAGCCAUAAAAACAAGCAAGCAAUCCAUCCUUAAGCAGAUAUAUGGGCGUUCUCAAGAAGGAAAAGUUUGCCAUCCAGCAAGACCUUCUUCAAAGCAUAAGCUUUCUGAUGUUCACAUGAUCUCAGUAAGCAACCUGCAGUAUGUUCAUCUGCUGGAGAAUGAAGGAAAAUUGAAGCAGUUUUCAUACAACAUGAGACCAACCACUGCUGCAAAGUCAAAAACCAAAAGACCCAAGCAUUAAGCAAAGCUGAGAAGUAGUAAUAGGGAACCUGAGACCAAUUUAAAGACUACUCCCCGGUUUUACAGGGAUGUAUGAAAUCUUUUUUGUAAUUAAAAAAAUAUACAAAAUAUUAAGCUAACACAAGUAUUUUCCAUUCUUGUAUUAUCUUGGUGCUGUAAUGCCAAACCAGACUUCCAGGGAGUUGAACUCAUUUCAUGUACCAAUGAAAUGUAGAAUUAAAGAGUAAUUUAUUUACUGA
This is a messenger RNA of Dermochelys coriacea (leatherback sea turtle), 3729 nucleotides long. RefSeq names its product inversin (gene INVS). The record is from RefSeq and is a predicted model, not a curated record. The transcript has 17 exons. The coding region runs from base 165 to 3491 and encodes 1108 amino acids. NCBI's taxonomy places the organism in Eukaryota, Metazoa, Chordata, Testudines, Dermochelyidae. Gene Ontology annotation, molecular function: protein binding.